GAGGGAUACGCGCUCUAGUUGUGGUGUUGCCAUGUGUGCAGGCGGGGACCAUAGCCCAAAACUCUUACAGUGAGAAGCGUAGUGAGUGCAUGUGGAUGCAGCCAGGCUCUCUGGGAUCUUUAUCAUUUUUUGUCCAAGCUCUCUACUUGUACUCUGACCCCAGAGAGGUCCAAAGGUCUGAGCGCAUUCGUCAUUUUUAGGAGCGCGGCGCUGGAGCCUCUUGUACAACUUUAAUUUCACUCCUCCCGAGUGAAGCAACCGCCGUGGCGCAAGUCGCUGUGCGCCGCAGAGGCUCUAAAAGUUACUCAGCUUGCUCAGAGAAAGAUCGAGUAACAUGUCAGCCACAUGGAUGCUGUCACCCAGAAGCGUAAGGCUUUUAAGCCGAGGUCGAAACGAGUUGUUUGCCGGUAGUAGCGGUGGAGCGCAGCGGCCCGGCGGGGGUCCCAGGGUCCGCUCACUCACCUCUCCCCCUCUGUCGUCCUCCUCUCCCGGCAGAGUCUUAUCCAGUCUGAGUGCGACGCGGCGUGGGCUCCCCAAAGAGAAGAUGUCCGAGAAUGGAGUGUCGUCCCGGGCCAAGGUGCUGACCAUCGACACCAUGAACCCCACGGUGAAGAAGGUGGAGUAUGCUGUGAGGGGCCCCAUCGUGCAGCGGGCUGUGGAGCUGGAGAAAGAGCUCUCUGAGGGAAUGAAGAAGCCCUUUGCUGAAGUCAUCAAGGCCAACAUUGGUGACGCCCAUGCCAUGGGCCAGCAGCCAAUCACUUUCUUCCGACAGGUCUUGGCGCUGUGCUCCUACCCUGAACUGCUGAAUGACAACACAUUCCCAGAGGAUGCUAAAAGUAGAGCACGCCGCAUUCUGCAGUCCUGUGGAGGGAACAGUAUAGGUUCCUACAGUGCCAGUCAAGGCAUAGACUGUGUGCGCGAGGAUGUGGCCCGCUACGUUGAGCGAAGAGAUGGCGGUGUGCCCUGCAACCCAGACAACAUUUACCUCACCACAGGGGCCAGCGACGGCAUUGUGACCAUGCUGAAGCUGCUGGUGUGUGGUGAGGGUGCGACCCUUACAGGCGUCAUGAUCUCCAUACCUCAGUAUCCGCUAUACUCGGCUGCGCUGGCCGAACUGGGCGCCGUGCAGAUCAACUAUUACCUUAAGGAGGAAAAGUGCUGGAGUCUGGACAUCAGCGAGCUGCAGCGUGCUUUGGAUGAGGCCCGGCGCCACUGCAACCCCCGAGCCCUGUGCAUCAUCAACCCUGGAAACCCCACUGGUCAGGUUCAGAGCAGACAGUGCAUUGAGGACGUAAUCCGAUUUGCAGCAAAGGAGCGUCUCUUCCUCAUGGCUGAUGAGGUGUACCAGGAUAAUGUGUACGCUGAUGGUUGCCAGUUCCACUCUUUUAAGAAGGUUUUGUUUGAGAUGGGGCCAGAGUACUCGAAUACAGUGGAACUGGCAUCUUUCCACUCCACCUCCAAAUGCUACAUGGGAGAGUGUGGUUUCCGCGGAGGCUACAUGGAGAUCAUCAACAUGGACGAGGAGGUGAAGGCCCAGCUGACCAAGCUGGUGUCUGUCCGUCUGUGUCCUCCUGUUCCUGGACAGGCUCUGAUGGACCUGGUGGUCAACCCGCCGUUGCCCGGGGAACCCUCGUAUGAUAAGUUUAUGAAGGAGCGCACAGCCACUUUAAGUGCCUUAUCCGAGAAGGCCAAGCUUACAGAAAAGGUCCUCAAUACCGUGCAAGGCAUCAGCUGCAAUCCUGUGCAGGGCGCCAUGUACUCCUUCCCUCGCAUAACCAUCCCUGAGAAGGCCGUCAAAGAGGCCACGGACAAAGGUCAGCAGCCAGAUAUGUUUUACUGCAUGAAGAUGCUGGAGGAGAUGGGGAUCUGUCUCGUACCUGGAAGUGGCUUCGGCCAGAAGGAUGGGACCUACCACUUCAGGUACUAACACGCUGUAAAUAUAUCUCUCUUCCAGGGCUGCAGCUG
Messenger RNA from Epinephelus moara (kelp grouper), 1965 nucleotides. It is a transcript of the gene gpt, whose product is annotated as glutamic--pyruvic transaminase. NCBI's taxonomy places the organism in Eukaryota, Metazoa, Chordata, Actinopteri, Perciformes, Serranidae. The transcript has 10 exons. The record is from RefSeq and is a predicted model, not a curated record. The coding region runs from base 335 to 1927 and encodes 530 amino acids. Gene Ontology annotation, molecular function: L-alanine:2-oxoglutarate transaminase activity; pyridoxal phosphate binding. Gene Ontology annotation, biological process: biosynthetic process.